Messenger RNA from Aegilops tauschii subsp. strangulata, 1978 nucleotides. Its product is annotated as GDSL esterase/lipase At3g09930. Lineage: Eukaryota; Viridiplantae; Streptophyta; Magnoliopsida; Poales; Poaceae. The record is from RefSeq and is a predicted model, not a curated record. Gene Ontology annotation, molecular function: hydrolase activity, acting on ester bonds.
CACUCAUUUUGCUCCGUAUGUAGUCCGUAGUGGAAUCUCUAAAAAGACUUAUAUUUAGGAACGGAGGGAGUAUAUAGUUAGAGGCUUAGAGCAUAUAGUAUGAGCUGCGGUUUUGAAGAGCCGUCCCCUAUGCAACUGUUACUGAGAAGGUGACAACCGCCAACGUUGAGCUGCUGCUACAAAGGCAGGCUCAGAGACAGAGCAGAAGGUAACGCGCCGACGGCUCCAACUGGGGCGGAGGUUAACAGCAAAACCGGAGAGAACCCCAUGGCAUCGAUCCGGGGGAGGAGCGAGGACAACCGGCAGCGCCGCCGACGAGUUGACGGCGGGGUGGAUGAGGUCGUGGCCGGAGGAGGGGAAGAGGAUGCGCAGGCCUCGCGAGACGAGCAGCAGGAGCAGCUGGAGCCUGGUGGGCUUGGCCAGUGAACGACGUACCGUCCAUGAGUCGUAUCCGUCAAUCCGUGUCCGACUCCGGUCGUGGCCGCAAGCCCGACUUCGACUUGCUUUGCUGGUCCUGGUAUACGAGCAUAUAUAAAUUGAAGAGAGGGCCAGGCCAUGGUGUACCAGCAUCGCAGACAAGCGCUUUACGUUCGUUCCUGGUUUUUCGUUGGCGAAAGAGUUGGCCAGCAGUAGUAGUAGAGCGAUCCGCCUCGGCAACGCAAAAGCGCCGCCGGGAUCGAUGAAGCUUCUUCCGGCUGCCCUCGGCCUCGUCCUCCUCCUCCUGCUCGUUCUGAAUCCCAAUGGCGUGGAGGCCCGGCCAGCCCCAGCCGGCGGCCAUCAGAAGAAGGGGUCGAGCGCUACCUUCUUCGUCUUCGGGGAUGACUUCGCCGACAACGGGAACCUCCCUCCGACCGACCACGUCACCGAGAUGUCGAGGCAAUGGGCCUACCCCUACGGCUCCAACUACGUCGAUGCCGAUGGGUUUCCGCGGCCGAAUACUCCGUCCGGCCGUUUCUCAAACUACAAAAUCCAGUCGGAUUUCAUCGCAACAAUGCUGGGAUUGGAGGAAGCCCCUCCGGCGCAUGCCCGCACGGCCGAGAAAACCUGCGACCCAUCCGGCAUGACCUUUGCUACCGGUGGUGCAGGCGUGUUGGGCAGUACAUCACACGAGGUCCCCGCCCUUGCCAAGCAGGUCGACACUUUUCGGAAGAUGGUCAAGGACGGGACCAUCACGGAGAAUCAACUGAGUCGCUCUGUAGCGCUCGUGGCCUUCUCCGGUAAUGACUAUGCAAGCACCGGUGUCAUUGGCCUAAGUAGCCCCAAUGAUAUUAAUGCUUAUAUUGGAAAGGUGACAAAAGAGAUUGCAGCUAAUGUGGAUCAAUUGUUGAAGCUUGGGGUGACAAAGGUUCUUGUCAAUAACUUGCACCCUAUCGGUUGCACGCCAUCACACACCCGAACCAACAACUACACCACGUGUGAUAUUUUUGGAAACUUGGGUGCAUCCAUCCACAAUGAUAAUCUGAAACAAGUUAUGACAUCAAAGAAGAAUGUCUACAUCAUCGACGUGUACACCACCUUCACAAAUAUUGUGGAUCAUGCGGCAGGUAAAGGCUCAGAGUUGUCUAAACAAUUCAAGCGCAAACUAUCGCCGUGCUGCGAGAGUUUGAAUUCGAAGGGUUACUGCGGACAGCAGGACGAGUCAUCCGCGGAGCUUCUGUACACUGUGUGCGACAAAUCGAGCAAAUUUUUCUAUUGGGACGACAUGCACCCAACACACGCAGGAUGGGAAGCUGUCAUGAAACAGGUGGAAAAACCCUUGAAGGUGUUUGUAGAUCAAGACUAGGUAGCCAGGUUUCAUAUGUCGUUGUAGCGCUUUUCGUACAUGAUGACAAUAUUCUGAUUGUAUUUGUUCGAUAGUUUUAAGCAUUUCAAAGACUGUACUUUCUGGAUUUGAGUCUUCUUUUGUAGAAACUAUAUUCAUAAGAAGUAAUUAAUGUAUUUCAUAUCGCACAUCUACAAUAAAGAUGUGUUCUAGCUA